Molecule: messenger RNA, 1331 nt
Organism: Lactuca saligna
Lineage: Eukaryota; Viridiplantae; Streptophyta; Magnoliopsida; Asterales; Asteraceae
Source: the annotation of a GenBank genome assembly
CAACCUUGGAUAAUUUAUAUAUCAUAUAUAUUGACACUCUCCCACCAUCAUUCAGCACAUAAAUUCUUCACCUGAAAAUGGUUAGUGUCCUGGAGCUCCGAAAGGCGCAACGAGCUGAAGGCCCAGCAACGAUUUUGGCUAUCGGGAUUGCUACACCAAUUAACUGUGUCCUCCAGAGCACUUAUCCAGAUUACUAUUUCCGUGUUACAAAUAGUGAAAACAAGAAUGAACUUAAAGCAAAAUUCAAACGCAUGUGUGACAAAUCAAUGAUUAGAAAGCGAUACAUACACUUGACGGAGGAUAUGUUGAAAGAGAAACCAAAUCUUUGUGCUUACAUGGCACCAUCGUUAGAUGAAAGACAAGAUAUUGUUGUCUUGGAAGUACCAAAACUUGGUGCAGAAGCCGCAACUCACGCAAUCAAGGAAUGGGGCCAACCGAAGUCAAACAUCACCCACCUUGUCUUUUCCACUUCGUGUGGGGUUGACAUGCCAGGAGCUGAUAACCAACUAACAGAGCUUCUCGACCUUCGUCCUUCAAUCAAACGUGUGAUGAUAUACGAAAAUGGUUGUUAUGCAGGUGGCACAGCCAUUCGUUUAGCCAAGGACUUGGCAGAGAACAACAAGGGGGCCCGUGUAUUGGUUGUUUGCUCGGAAAUCACUGCUAUAGGUUUCCGAGGACCCGAUGAGACCCAUCUUGAUGGUCUUGUAGGUCAGGCUUUGUUUGGUGAUGGUGCAGGCGCCAUUAUAGUUGGCUCUGACCCGUUACCAGAUAUUGAAAAGCCACUUUUCCAGAUUGUUUCUGCUUCCCAGACUAUCAUCCCGGAUACAAAGAGCAUGCUUAGAGGACACGUUCGAGAGGUCGGGCUUAAAUACCAUCUCCAUAAAUCCAUUCCUGAACUCAUCGCGAACAACAUUGAAAACUGCAUGGUAGAGGCAUUUCGACCCUUGGGAAUUGUUGACUGGAACUCACUUUUCUGGAUUGUACAUCCAGGGGGCGCUGGGAUAUUGGACCAAGUGGAGGAAAAACUAAGCCUUACACCCAAUAAACUACGAGCCACACGACACAUACUCAGUGAAUACGGAAAUAUGUUUAGUAGUUGUGUCCUCUUCAUUCUAAAUGAAAUGCGACACUCGUCAACUAUAGACGGGUUUGAGACCACCGGAGAGGGUCUAGAGUGGGGUGUAUUGUUUGGGUUCGGACCUGGUCUCACUAUUGAAACUGUGGUUCUCCAUAGUGUGCGCAUUUAAUGGUUAUUAUGUUUUGGUUAUUCAAUGUUGCGGCCUUGGCGUACUAAACUUGACUAGCCUGCAUUAAAUCCUUGAAAUUAUGCC